This is a messenger RNA of Fonsecaea erecta, 2475 nucleotides long. RefSeq lists its product as hypothetical. Gene Ontology annotation, biological process: regulation of gene expression. The coding region runs from base 1 to 2475 and encodes 824 amino acids. Gene Ontology annotation, molecular function: protein binding; chromatin DNA binding; RNA polymerase II cis-regulatory region sequence-specific DNA binding. Lineage: Eukaryota; Fungi; Ascomycota; Eurotiomycetes; Chaetothyriales; Herpotrichiellaceae. The record is from RefSeq and is a predicted model, not a curated record. The transcript is spliced from 8 exons.
AUGGCUCUUGCGCCUCAUCCAUCGCCUCCGGGUGUCAUGGGUCUGCAACCCGGCCCUCAUUUUGGACAGGUCAAUGGAGCUACGCCUGUCGACGCGCAUAUGCAGCGCCAACGCCUUUUAGCGCAAUUGAACGAAUCGACAUGGCAACGAAUAGGAUCGUUGAACGAGUUACUUGGAGACCACGAGGCCGCUCUGUUUGCCUAUGAACAAGCUCUCAGACACAACCAAUGGUCUACCCAGACCUUGAAUGCGAUUUCAACCAUUCUCCGGACAAAGGAGAAGUACCCUGAAGCUAUGGAUUAUCUCAAAAACAUCCUGAAGGUCGAGCCCGCCAACGGUGAGGCGUGGGGAAACCUAGGCCACUGCUACUUGAUGAUGGAUAACCUCCAAGAGGCCUAUACUGCCUACCAGCAGGCUCUUUACUACCUGCCCAAACCCAACGAGCCGAAGCUAUGGUACGGUAUCGGCAUCCUCUACGACCGAUAUGGCUCCUUGGAGCAUGCUGAGGAGGCCUUCUCUCAGGUCAUGCGAAUGCAGCCAGACUUCGAGAAAGCCAACGAGAUCUAUUUUAGACUCGGAAUAAUCUACAAGCAGCAACAGAAGUUCGCCAACAGCCUCGAAUGCUUCAAGUACAUCGUCAAUGAUCCGCCGCGCCCUUUGAACGAAGAAGACAUCUGGUUCCAGAUUGGCCACGUCUAUGAGCAGCAGAAGGAUUUUGAGGCCGCAAAACAGGCGUACAGGCGUGUUCUCGAGCGAGAUCCGAAACACGCCAAAGUGCUACAGCAGCUCGGCUGGUUACAUCAUCAGCAGAGUAACAGUUAUGCCAGCCAAGACCAGGCCAUUGAAUACCUCGAACAGUCGGUCAGCUCAGACAACUCCGAUGCCCAGAGCUGGUAUCUACUCGGCAGAUGUUACAUGGCACAGCAGAAAUUCCCCAAAGCAUAUGAAGCUUACCAACAAGCUGUUUACCGUGAUGGACGGAAUCCCACAUUUUGGUGCUCCAUCGGGGUGCUGUACUAUCAAAUCAAUCAGUACCGAGACGCACUCGAUGCAUACUCGCGCGCCAUCCGUCUGAAUCCUUAUAUCUCGGAGGUGUGGUACGACCUUGGAACGCUGUAUGAGUCAUGCAACAAUCAAACCUCUGAUGCUCUUGACGCGUAUGCCCGAGCAGCUGAACUUGACCCAACGAAUUCUCAUAUCAAGGCCCGUCUUGCCCUUCUGAGAAGCGGAGCAGCCACAGGGCCUAAUCAGCACAAUGCGCCUGUUCCGCAAGAUGUUCACCCACAGGCAUAUCAGAACGGUGUCGGCGUUCCUCCUGGUCCUCACUGGGGUGGGCCGUCGUCAUCCAAUCAGCAACCACAACAACCUCCAGUCGACCCAGCCCGUGUCAACGACUGGGCGAGAGGUAUCGCGGGUAUUAACCCGCCUCCCGGUCAACAGUCGCAGUCACAGCCGCCGGCGCAGCAGCAACAGCAGUCUCUGCCACAGCCGCCACCGCAGCAGCCGCCGCCGCCACAACAGCAACCACUUAACGGCUAUGAAGGACGCGAUGCCAUGAGAGCUCCACCUCCACGAGCCCCUAGCCCGCGUCAGGACGGUCCACGUCAGUAUGAUUCAGCACGUCAGACACCUAUCCGCAAGCUGCAAUCACCGUCGCCUAAGAUGCAGCCGGCUAACCCAGGCAUGUUCCCGCCUGGGCCUCAGACUCUGCCCCAGAUCUCAAUGCAAGAUCGUCCUCCAGCAUUCGGUAGCGGGGUCCGUCCUUCUCCUACCAUGAAUGGAGCACCAGCGCCCCAUGCUAAUGGCAGUGCCUCCGGCUCAACUCUUCCACCAUAUGGGCGGCCUUUCAGUCCACCUAGUGAGCUGCGACCCCUUAGGGAUGAACGACCGCAAUCGCCAGGGGGCGGCUAUCGCCCACCGCCAUAUCAGUCCGGUCAACCAUUCCCUGGCAUUGCUAAUGGUGUGGCGUCCGCGGCGCCUCCUCCUCUUCCUCCCGUGGAGGGACCUCGUGACGAUCGCCCACCCUCCGCUAUGAAACGGAGCCGUGAGUGGGAGUCCGAUGGAGGGCCUUCUAAGAAGAUAGCAAACGAAGAAACUCGUGCGCGCUUGGAUGACCCCGCCCGACGGAAUAGCCCUCCAGGUCGUUUACCAACGCCGAAAGAUCAUUACAGGCGGAGCUCAUCUGAGUCUCGUCGCGAGAUUGAACGACGGGCAAAUGAGAACUACCAUCCUUCGGAGGCAGCACAUCAUCCGUACAGCCACCCCCAGCAGAUCCCGUCAAUGCAGUCAAUAUUGGACGCCCCGAAGGAGGACCGGAAAGAGCAGGUCGAGCAGGCAGCUCGCAAGGUCGACGUCGAUGAGGACUAUGACAACAACAGUGAGGACGAUAAGCGCGCUCCUCCUUCAGCAGCUCUGAGCAGCCCCCAGGGGGGGCAACCUCCAGCCGUAACACCCAAACAAGAGAAUGCAGCAUAA